Messenger RNA from Ornithodoros turicata, 2850 nucleotides. RefSeq names its product RNA-binding protein 25-like. Gene Ontology annotation, molecular function: mRNA binding. Gene Ontology annotation, biological process: regulation of alternative mRNA splicing, via spliceosome; mRNA processing. Bases 150 to 2780 code for a protein of 876 amino acids. NCBI's taxonomy places the organism in Eukaryota, Metazoa, Arthropoda, Arachnida, Ixodida, Argasidae. The record is from RefSeq and is a predicted model, not a curated record. The transcript has 20 exons. Gene Ontology annotation, cellular component: spliceosomal complex.
UUUAUUUGGCUAUGUCAAGAUGUUGUUUGACGCCAUUAGUGCGUAACGUUGGUGGUGCUUUCUGUCCAUCCUUUGAGAACUAAAUUUGCUCUUAUAACGUGUUCCACCAACCUGUAAUCACGGAAUACAGAUUGGUAUUACGGGAAGACAUGUCUUUCCCACCCCACCGACCCCCUCUGGGAAUGCCGGGGAUGCCUCCUAUGAUCCCACCACCUUACUCUAUGCAGCACGUUGUUGCUGGAGGGAUGAUACCGAUGGCCAUGGGCGUGAUGCCUCCGAUGAUGACCCAUGUGACUGUGGCCGUACCCCCAUCCCUUCCCCUCAUUGCUGCUCCUCCCCAACAGCAGCAGGCCAUGCAGAGAGUCGGAGCCAAGCGUCUAAAUCCCAUGGAGAUACGAAGCAAUGCUGUCAUUGAGAAGAAGCCCCUGGUGCACAGGAGUACACCACCGGUGGACGACGCAUCGAAGGGCCCUCCGGUUACAGUAUUCAUUGGCAACAUCACAGACAGAGCUUCGGACGGGCUCAUCAGGCUCGUACUUCAGAAAUGUGGCAGUGUAGUGAACUGGAAGAGAGUUCAAGGUGCAAAUGGCUGGCUGCAAGCAUUUGGGUUCUGCGAGUACGCGGACCCGGAAUCUGCAAUGCGCGCCAUUCGCAUCCUGCACGACUGGGAGAUUGGAGAGAAGAAAUUGGUGGUGAAAGUUGAUGCAAAGACAAAAGAGAAACUGGACGAGUACAAGGCAAACAAGCGUGGUCCUACAGAAGGGGGUGAAACUCAGAAAAAGGCCCCUGACGACAUAGAUGAGGCCACGUGGCGUCAGGACAGGGACACGCGGGAGGCCAUCCUGCACUUGCUGCGUUCUCAUUCCGCCGAGCUCAGCAGGGGUCCGGAUGCACCCACACCGCAGUCCCCUCCCAGGCGGCCGAACACAAAGCGAGACUCACCAGAACGGGAAAGAGAGUUUCGUGCUGCCUCCAAGCUGGAGCUGGACGACAUGGACAUUGAGGAAGACAAGCGCAGCUUGAUCACCAGAGAAAUUGACAAAUUCAGGGACACAUACAAGAGGCAGGAGGAGGAACGAGACAGGGAUCGGGAGCGCCGACGGGAGCGCAAAGAGAGGCGGGAACGCACACCGGAACGUCCGCGAGAACGGGAGAAGGAGCGCCGUCCCAGCAGCCCCCGGGAGAGGCCGUCGGAACGAAGUGAGAGGAAUGAUGAGAACAGACGAGAUCGCAGCGAUAGAGGCGAUCGAGGUGAAAGAAACGACCGAGGAGGAGAACGAGGUGCCGCGGAGGACCGUGCUCGCACGGAGCGCACCCCUUCCAAGGCACGGUCCGAGUCUCCAGAGCGGGACUGGGUGCGGGAGCGAGAGAGAGAAAGAGAGCGAGAGAUGCGUGAAGCCAUUAGGCCUCGUGGAGACCCCGAUCGGGACUGGGAGCGGGAACGGGAGGAGGAAGAAGACGCAUACGAGCGCAAGAAGCUGGAAAGGAAGCUGCGUGAAAAGGAAGCGGCAUACCAAGAGAGGUUACGCAAUUGGGAGACGAGGGAGAGGCGCAAAGAGAAAGAGUACGAAAAAGAACGGCUCAAAGAAAAUGAGAAGCGCAUGGAAGAGGCUAAAGAAGCACGACGGCUAAAAGAGUUCCUGGAAGACUAUGACGACGAACGGGACGACGUCAAGUAUUACAAGGGGAAUGCGCUCCAGCGCCGCCUCAAAGAACGCGAGAAGGAGGUAGAGCUGGACAGCCGAGACAGACAGCGUGAACGAGAGGAACUGGAAGAGUUGCGCCGAAAGCUAGCGGAAGAAGGGCACCCAGAUCCGGAGGCCGAAGCUAAGCGGAUACACCACGAAGAGGAAGCGCGGUUGCUGAAACCGCCGCCUGUCACAAGACCAGAGCCGAGACCAGAACCCAGGCCUGAGCCUCGGAGAGAAGCAAGCGAGCCACCCGAGCCUGAAUCCCGAAUGGAUUCCUACCCAGUUGAGAGUCCGCCAAAGCGAUCGUAUCACAGCAGUAGACUUCCCAAAAUGGUGCCGGUUGACACACCGGCGGAAAGGAUCAAAGAGGAGCCCGUGUCGCACGUCGAGCACCACAACUCCACUGCAAAGGGAGCACGUUCAGCAGAAGAGGAGGAGAGUGCGCAGAAUAGCCUUUCGGGCUUUUCUGAUGUCACGGCGGUCACGCCUCAGGAGGAGAGCAAGCCCCUGGGCUUCGCUGGACUCAAGCUGGGAGGCAGUCCCGUGGGAGCGGGCAGCAGAAGCCCCCAUGGCAGGCACGGAACAGGCUCCCAAAGGCGAAGUGGGGCAUCACGUCUCCCUGUGGCGCAGGCAUUUGAAGAGGAGGAGUCUGCAACAGAGGGACAGCGAAAGAAGCGCAAGCUGGUUCCUCUCGAUGAUGACGGGUCUGCGCCUGCAGGAGGGGGCGCCACUGCAGGGGGCAUGAGUGCGGAUGAGAAGCGCAAACACAUCAAGACAAUCAUUGACAGCAUCCCUACCACCAAGGAGGACCUGUUUGCAUACAACUUUGACCGCAGCCUUGUGGAUAACCCCUUGAUGGAACGUCGGAUCCGCCCAUGGAUCAAUCGAAAGAUAAUUGAGUACAUUGGCGAAGAAGAGCCCACCCUUGUUGAUUUUAUCUGCUCAAAAGUGUUAGCAGGCAGCGCAGCACAGAGCAUCCUGAAUGACGUGUCCAUGGUACUGGACGAGGAGGCAGAGGUGUUCGUCGUGAAAAUGUGGCGGCUGCUCAUUUAUGAAGUAGAAGCCAAGAAGGAUGGCCUUGUGAAAUGAAAGCAAUGACUUUAUGUAAUUGUUGUAUUUUUAUUGGCAUGUAAAUAGGAACCUGUACUUUGAUUUCUUC